GGAAGUUUUGAAUCGGCUGUAGCUAAAAGUUGUGAACGGUUUGUUUUUCAACCCCGAGAGGCAAACAAUAUCAAGUGUACCUCCACUGCAGCUCCGGGGAACCCGGGGUGAAGCUGCCUCUCCUGUCCCGCGAGCAGAGCACAUGUCCGGCUUCGACCUCGUCCAGGUGGACGGUGACGGCGGCGGGGGUCCGAUCCACCUGCCGCCGGGGGAGACGGUGCUGGGCCGGGGGCCCUUCCUGGGAGUCAGCGACAAGAGAGUGUCCCGCCUUCACGGGCUGCUGGAGAACCUGGACGGACAGCUGCGUCUCAAACCGACCCACCUGAACCCGUGCUUCGUCCAGUCGUCCCCGGCCGACGACCCCCGACCCCUGCAGAGGAACGCCUGGCACCGGCUCCACCACGGGGCGCAGUUCUCCCUGCUGCCGGGCCAGUUCGUCUUCCGGGUGGCGGGCGCGGCAGCAGCAGCAGCAGCAGGAGGAAGCCUCACUCCCAGAAACACUCAGACGUUGGAAGAAGAAGAAGAAGAAAAGCGUCCCGAUGUGGAGCCUCACCCUCCACCGGCGGCUCCGUCGUACCACGGGGACGCCGUCAACGGGGCCUCCAACAAGGGAGAGACUGCUCGUCCAGAAGAAGUCGCCCAGAGGGACGACACUCCGUCUGGACCCGCGAGGGUUCUCCCUGCGUGGAUGAUGGCGGCUGUAGCGGCGCCACACGGCUCCUCCUCCUCCUCCUCUUCCUCCUGCAGCCCUAAAGUUCAGGCAGCUGGGAAGAGACGCAAAGCAGCUGCCAAACAGGCCCCGCCCACCACCAACACCCCCGCACCUGAGGAGGCGGAGCUCUGCGAGGAGGAAAUGCCGAGGAAGAGGAGAAGGAAAACCAGGGAUGAGGAAGAGGAAUCGGCGCGGUCUAAAACAGACGCCGCCGCAGAGCGGCGCCCGGCCCGGCUCCACGGCCAAGCCGAGAGGCCGGAGGCGAGCGGCGAGCUGGAUGUCUUCACCGUGAAGAAGGAGGAGGAGGAGGAGGAGGAGGAGGACGAGGAGGACAAAGAGGAGGACAAAGAGGAGGAGAAGGAGGAGCGAGGAAAGUCGUCCACACUCGACAGAGACAACGACGCACGGCCGACUUCAGCCAGUCAACCUGAGGCCAAAGGGGGCGGAGCUAAACUGAGAGCGCCGUGUCCGUACGGGAGGAGCUGCUACAGGAAGAACCCGGCCCACUUCCAGGAGAGCAGUCACCCCGAUGACAGCGACUACGAGGAGCCGGAGGAGGAGGAGGAGGAGGAGGGAGAUCGGCCCGAGUGUCCCUACGGCACCGACUGCUACAGGAAGAACCCUCUUCACAGGAAAGAAUACAAACACACGAAGAAACCAGGUCGCGCCACGCGCAACGCCCCCAAAAAGACCCCCGCCGACGAAGACGACGAAGACGAGUACGACGAUAGCUUCAUCGACGACGCCAGCGAGGACGCGGGCGACGACUCUGACUACGCGCCUCCCGCCUCGGGCGGCAGCGGCGAGGAGGAGGAGGAGGCGGAGGACGUGACGGGGCUGCGGGAGGAGGCGGAGGCCUUCGUGAACAACAGGAAGUAGGUUCAGGGACGCCUCGGAUGUAAACAGGUUGUUUGUUUGAGGAGCACGCCGUCCAGACGCAGAUUUCUAUUAAGCCGUGACGUCUUCGGCCGUGACUAUUCACGGAAUAAAGAUGCUCGGAUGUAUUUUGCCGCUUGUAGAUUUUAUUCCAGAUAAUUCCGGAUCCUGUAAAUAUGUCACAUUGAGUUUCAGGUGUAGGUCUCUUAUUGAUCCUUUGAUGUUUUGUUGUUAUUACUUUGUUUAAAUACAUUUGGAUGAAGACAAUAA
Molecule: messenger RNA, 1858 nt
Organism: Pseudoliparis swirei
Lineage: Eukaryota; Metazoa; Chordata; Actinopteri; Perciformes; Liparidae
Gene: aplf
Product: aprataxin and PNKP like factor
Exons: 11
Coding region: 143-1591 (482 amino acids)
Biological process (GO): double-strand break repair
Cellular component (GO): site of double-strand break; nucleus
Molecular function (GO): 3'-5' exonuclease activity; DNA-(apurinic or apyrimidinic site) endonuclease activity; protein binding
Source: RefSeq, a predicted model, not a curated record